UUGCCGUACAAAAACAAAUAUGGCGUCUUCCGCGGAUGUCCACGUCCGAAUUUGCGGACAAGAAAUUAUAAAAUAUGACCUAGAAAUUAAGGCUAUCGUUCAGGACAUCAGGGAUUGCCCUGGACCUCAGUCAACUCUCAUGGAGCUCAACUCUCAGGUCAAAGAGAAGUUCAACAAGCUCAGACUCAGAAUACAGGAUCUGGAGCAGAUGGCCAGAGAGCAGGACAGAGAGACGGACAGACUGGCCAUCCAGGCAGAGACAGAGAGCCAGCGAAAGCAAAUGCUGAGUAACCAGACAGCGUGGAGGAAAGCUAACCUGGCCUGUAAACUAGCCAUAGACCACACGGAGAAGGACGAGCUGCUGCGUGGAGUAGAAAACCAGAGCACCAGACAAAGGAAGGUGACCAAAGAAGGCCUAGUAGAAACCAGUAGCAACAUCACGGAGAGUCUGAUGUCUAUGAGCAGGAUGAUGGCUGAACAGGUGAAGCAGAGCGAGGACACUAUCGGCACACUGGCCACUUCCUCAAGGACAGUACAGGAAACCAACGAGGAGUUUAAAAGCAUGACAGGAACCAUUCACCUGGGGAGGAAACUGAUCCUCAAAUACAACCGGCGGGAGCUGACAGACAAGCUGCUCAUCUUCCUGGCUCUGGCCCUCUUCUUCGCCACCAUCCUCUACAUCCUUAAGAAACGUCUCUUCCCUUUCAUUUAGCUGCCUGGCUAAAGAUCUCAACCAGUCUGCAGGCUUUUAUUUCACUCAGCAGAAAGUUAGGUAUGGACUACGUGCAGAGUUGGAAGCAGUACUAAGACUGGACCUUUUGAACAUAGAGACAAGUGUCAAGGGAACAUUUAUUUUUAGCUUAACAAUAUGCAAUCUGUGAGAUAUUAAAAUGGGUAUAAAGGGUGAACUUAAAUUGGUAUUAGUUUCAUGCAACAGUCAUAGGGUUAAAGCCUCAGCAUGCUUCAAAAAUGUGUGUACUGUUUAACCAUGUCUAAAGGCAAAAGUUUGUAUACCUCUUGCCAAUAGCCACACUCAAAGCCAGCUGUCAUAGCCUCCUCCUUCUUCCCACAUCACAAGAGCUAUGGCUUUUUAGUGACUUCUCGUCUUUAAGCGGCGAUUUAUACAAAUAAAGAUAAGGGUGCAAACUCUCCGGUAGUCUUCUCCUCAGAGGCUGUGACAGUGUUGCAUGAAAAGCGUCAGCAGUGGAACAGCAUUGAGAGAAGUUCAAAUUCUGUCAAAUUUACACCUCUGCACUUCUGAUGUGACUGAUUUAGAAAAGCACUUUGAAGCAUUCUGAGGCCUUAGUACUUUAUCUGGCACUAAAAAGGGUCAAAGCCAUAGUAUACAACAAAUCUCACUGUGUUUACUUUUUGUCAAAUUACUAUCUGUGAGUGUGUUCAACAUUGAAGGAAUAUGUUUAUCUGCUCUGGACGGCUAUCCCAAAGACGCCAUUGUUGCAGUUAUCGACUUCCUUCUUUCUGACGUCUAGACAACUGAUUUAGAAAUCUGAUGACUUACUUAACCCGUAAAAAGUAAUCUGCCACAUUAAGUUAGAGACGUAGUGAAUGUUGAACAAUGCUUGUUAGAAUAAAGUUGAAUACAUUGGAGUGAAGCAUAAACACAGAUGUGCCACUAGAUGGCAGGAUACACAAAAUUUACCAACAUCAGAGAUGUUUUAUCGUUAAAAAAAACAGGUCUGACUGACUAACACACUUUUCUCUGUCAAGUGACAUAAUUGUAGUUUAUUUAAUUUCAAUCAAAAUGAGUACACAUGUAUUUUUUAAUUAUUUUAAAUAAAAAGUUACAAAACUAGC
Messenger RNA from Anoplopoma fimbria (sablefish), 1815 nucleotides. RefSeq names its product BCL2 interacting protein 1b (gene bnip1b). Gene Ontology annotation, molecular function: SNAP receptor activity. Gene Ontology annotation, cellular component: SNARE complex; endoplasmic reticulum. The transcript has 6 exons. The record is from RefSeq and is a predicted model, not a curated record. Bases 20 to 712 code for a protein of 230 amino acids. NCBI's taxonomy places the organism in Eukaryota, Metazoa, Chordata, Actinopteri, Perciformes, Anoplopomatidae. Gene Ontology annotation, biological process: retrograde vesicle-mediated transport, Golgi to endoplasmic reticulum.